This is a messenger RNA of Salvia miltiorrhiza (redroot sage), 3209 nucleotides long. RefSeq names its product phosphatidylinositol 4-phosphate 5-kinase 1-like. The transcript is spliced from 8 exons. Lineage: Eukaryota; Viridiplantae; Streptophyta; Magnoliopsida; Lamiales; Lamiaceae. The record is from RefSeq and is a predicted model, not a curated record. Gene Ontology annotation, molecular function: 1-phosphatidylinositol-4-phosphate 5-kinase activity; ATP binding. Bases 393 to 2771 code for a protein of 792 amino acids. Gene Ontology annotation, biological process: phosphatidylinositol metabolic process.
GCAGCGAGCUUAUUAUUACUAUCUCUCUCUCUCUCUCACGCACUCACCUUUCUCUCUCUAACCCAUCUUUUCUUUUCUCUUUCUUUUCCCAUCUCUGCUUUUUCAGUUUCCUUGUUUUCUCAUUCCAUUUCCAUCCCAUCUCACCCUCUCUCUCUCUCUCUAUAACUUUCUCUCUAGACUACUUCCACUUCACAAGCCACCGGGAAACCAAUCCGCCGCUCAUCCUCCGGCAAUAAUCGACCGCAAUACACGCCGGAAAUGCUACGUAAGCUGGAUUCCCCAGCUAUUCCGCGCCAAUUUCUCCGGCCGUUGUGAGUUAAUCGAACCCAGCAAAAAAGAUAGAGAGAGAAAUUGGAGAAAUUGUUCAAUUUCCAGCUGAAAAAGGGGGGAAAAUGCCAGAGACGCUGCUAUGCGUGAAGCCAGCCGAGAACGAGCGCAGAAAGCCAAGCAGCGAGAAUUCCGGCGACAAAUCCCUAGAUAAUGCUGCAGCCACCACCACCACCACCACGCCGAGAUCAGUGAUAAUAGUGCCGCGCAGUAAAUCUCAGGCGACCUGCCGGCGCGUGACGCCGGCGUCGAUUCCCGACGGUGGACCCGGCGUCAUCGAGAAGCGCCUCCCCAACGGCGAUCUGUACAUCGGGACAUUCUCGAGCAACACACCCCACGGAUCGGGGAAGUAUCUGUGGAAGGACGGGUGCAUGUAUGAGGGAGAUUGGAAGAAGGGAAAGGCGAGCGGCAGGGGGAAAUUCUCAUGGCCGUCGGGGGCGACGUUCGAGGGCGAAUUCAAAUCGGGUCGGAUGGAGGGAACCGGCACGUUCAUUGGGUCCGAUGGGGAUAUGUACCGCGGCUCGUGGUCCGGGGAUCGGAAGCACGGCUACGGGAUUAAGCAUUACAGCAAUGGAGAUUACUACGAGGGGCAGUGGAGGAGGAAUUUGCAGGACGGACAGGGGAGGUAUCUGUGGAGGAACGGGAAUGAGUAUAUUGGGGAGUGGAAGAGUGGGGUGAUUCAUGGAAGGGGGGUUUUGGUGUGGAACAAUGGGAAUCGGUAUGAUGGGAAUUGGGAGAAUGGAAGCCCUAAAGGGCAAGGUGUUUUCACUUGGCCGGAUGGGAGCUGUUACAUGGGGAGUUGGACGAAUGAUUCUCCCAAGAAUGGGAAUCGGAAUCCGAAUCAGACGUUGAAUGGGACUUUUUACCCUGCUCACAAUGGCAAGAAUGGUGGUGGUGUUGCUAACAAUGGGGAAGUGAGGAAUUUUGGGUGUAAAUUGUCGGCGCCCUUGCUGGUUGUGGGGGAGGAGAGUAUGGAUAUGAUGGCGGGGGGAGGUGCGGGAAAGAAGAGGUCGUCUGUUGGGGCGGAUAGGGCGUUCCCGAGGAUAUGCAUUUGGGAGUCGGAUGGAGAGGAGGGGGAUAUAACGUGUGACAUUAUUGAUAAUGUGGAGGCGUCUAUGUUGUAUAGAGAUGGCUUUGUGUUUGAUAGGGAUGCUAUCAAGCAGUUCAGGAAGAACCCUUGCUUCCUCAGUGGGGAGGCGAAGAAGCCGGGGGUGACCAUUUCGAAGGGGCAUAAAAAUUAUGAGCUGAUGCUAAAUCUCCAGUUGGGAAUUAGGUAUUCAAUAGGGAAGCAUGGUUCCAUGUCGCGUAAUCUUAAGCUCAGUGAUUUUGAUCCUAAAGAAAAGUUUUGGACAAGGUUUCCACCCGAGGGAUCAAAGCUUACACCACCUCAUCAAUCCAUUGACUUCCGUUGGAAGGACUAUUGUCCUGUGGUUUUUAGACAUUUAAGGGAGCUAUUUCAAGUUGAUCCCGCGGAUUACAUGUUAGCCAUUUGUGGGAAUGAUGCUUUGAGAGAGCUUUCGUCUCCCGGGAAGAGUGGAAGUUUCUUUUACUUGACACAGGAUGAUAGAUUCAUGAUCAAGACAGUCAAGAAAUCAGAAGUCAAGGUGCUUACUAAGAUGCUUCCAAGUUAUUACCAGCACGUCUGCCGAUAUGAAAAUACCCUUGUAACUAAGUUCUAUGGUGUCCAUUGUGUCAAACCAGUCGGGGGCGUCAAGACGCGUUUCAUUGUGAUGGGAAACAUGUUCUGCUCAGACUACCGAAUUCAUCGAAGGUUUGAUUUGAAAGGAUCAUCCCAUGGACGGACAACCGAUAAACCCGAGGGAGAGAUUGAUGAAACUACAACUCUCAAGGACCUUGACCUGAACUUUGUAUUUCGGCUGCAGACCAAUUGGUAUCAAGAACUUAUCAAGCAAAUUGAUCGCGACUGUGAGUUCUUGGAGGCAGAGAGAAUUAUGGAUUACAGUCUCUUAGUAGGUCUUCAUUUCCGCGAUGAUAGCACUCGAGACAAAAUGGGUUUGUCGCCAUUUCUAUUGCGUACAGGAAAGAGCGAUUCAUUUCAGAAUGAAAAGUUCAUGCGUGGCUGUCGCUUCCUUGAAGCAGAGCUGCAGGACAUGGAUCGAGUUCUAGCUGGCAGGAAACCACUGAUCAGACUAGGUGCCAACAUGCCCGCACGAGCCGAGCGCGUGGCUAGGAGGAGUGAUUUUGACAAGUAUUCCAGUGGAGGAGUUAGCAAUUUAAGACCCUCACGCAGUGGUGAAGUAUAUGAAGUAGUUCUCUACUUUGGGAUCAUUGACAUUUUACAAGAUUAUGAUAUCAGCAAGAAGCUCGAACACGCAUACAAAUCAUUGCAAGUUGAUCCAACCUCGAUCUCAGCCGUGGAUCCGAAACUAUAUUCCAAAAGAUUUCGAGAUUUUGUUGGGAGAAUAUUUAUAGAGGACAGGUGAAGCCAAUGUUGGUGUGUGUUCUUAGGAAAAUCUGGAACCCCUGGCUAGAAUGCCAACGUGCUACACUCCUGAGUUGAGGCUGCAGAGUAUAUUAUGUGCACGACCAGCCAAUGAUGGGUUCAACCGAGCCAAGGGAGGGGCGGAUUGCGCGCGCGGUGCUAUGUUUUUGCAGGAUCAGCCGUGGCUGGCAACUUGUAAGUUUGUUUUGUACAUUCAAAUGUGGGAGGGAACAUUUUGGGAUUUUUUGGGUUCUUUUUUGUUAGUAAAUGUAAGAUUUGUGGAAAUAGGAAAAAAGAAAAGGGAACUGAGCGUUUCCCCCAAAAAAAAUAUUCAAAAAUAUGGGAGAUGGGAUUUGAAUAAUGGCAUUGUACAGCAUACAUGAAAAAGAGUUGGAUAGAAUUAUUAAAUUAUUGAAGAAAUUUUUGUUGAGAUUUCAAA